UCAAACCACGAUCAAGACAUGUCUUCAUUAUUAUGAGCCAUUGGAUGUUUGUAAAUUGAUCAGCCUGUUCACAGGUUUGGUUGUUCAUGUUGUGUAAUUAGAUCCCAUUAUAGGAACUCAGUUAGAGUGCAUGGAGAGAGGAGAGAAUGAUUUUGAGAAAUGCCUCAGUUAUUUAUUUGUAAAAAACAGGAGGAUUGGGAGGAGAUAUACUAGAACUAUCUUUGCAGCCUUGGCUCAUUUUCUUUCUUGAAUUGUUUUUCCCUGGGAUGGCCUCUGUUGAUGGAGCUACUUAACUGCCCCCUGUGGGGACCUCCCCAUCUGCAGUCCUGAUUGAGAAAAAGAUUAUUUACCAGCUUUCUAAAGGAUUACUGUGCAUGUAAUGGGUGUUUAUAAGAAAUGGAAAAUAAUUUCAUGCCAAUUUUAUGGCAAGUUACAAUGGAUUUAAGCCUUAGUUAGAGAAGAAACGACUUAAUUACGAGCUGGUAUGCACUUAUCAUAGGGAAGUGAAGCUGAAACAGAAACUCUUCAGCAGAAAAAGGGAGGUGUGAUCAGUUGGAGUGAGGAAUGGAGAAGAUGUGAAGGAUGAGGUGGUGGGUUUGUCUGUGUGCUCUGUGGGGCUGGUCCAGCGCCACUGUUAUCGUCCCGCUGGUCACAGAUGGCAGGGGGAGCCUCAGUCACAUGGUGCAGGACAACCAGACACUGUUCAUUGGAGCCACUAACUACAUCUACCAGCUUGGUCCAGACCUGGAGAGACAAGCGGUGGUUACCACUGGUCCUCAGAACGAUUCACAAAAGUGUGGAGUUCGAUUAAGUGGUUGUUCUUUCUUAUCGUCACUGUUGUCGACGGAUAACCACAACAAGAUCCUGCUGCUACAGUCAGACAAGCUUGUGGUUUGCGGAAGUGUUUUCCAAGGGAAAUGUGAGAUCAGGAAUGCUAUGAACAUCAGUGAAGUUUUGUUUACCGGUGACAAGGCCGUGGCUUCCAAUGAAGUGAAUGUGAAUACAAUCGCAUUCGUCACACAAGUUAUGAACAGCAACACACGCAACAUGGAAGCUAUGAUUUAUGUAGCAACAGAGUUCACAAGGUUCGACAGUUCUAAAAGUAACUUCGAAUUUAAUCUCAGGAGAUCACAUCCCCUUGUCAGUACUAAACUUUUAGAAGACUUUUCAGUUCGAGGGAGUGUUGAAUUUAAAACUGACAAUAAGUACAUGAAGCCAGGCCUGAUAUUAUAUGUGACUGGAUUUGCUUCAGGGAAUUACAGCUACAUACUCUUUAAUGAAAAAAAUGCAGUUGAUCAACCCCACAGGUCUAAAAUUGUGCAUAUGUGUAGAAAGGAUGAUUCUUUAAAGACUUUCCUGGAAAUGCCAUUAACGUGCAAAAACAAUAACAAGACAUUCAAUAUUCUAAAGACUGGAAAAGUUUUCCAACCGGGGCAGGGUUUGUUGAAGUCACUGCAGGAACAGUUUCCAGGCCUGACCUCGGGUGACGAUGUCUUGAUGGGUCUCUUUAGUCAUAGUGAGGACAACAGCUCUGCUCUCUGUAUCUUCAGUAUGCCAGAGGUGAGAAAAACCAUGCUUUCCAAUGUAAAGAAGUGUUUGAAUGGAUCAACAGAGUUUUCAGCUAACGAAAAGUACAAGGAUGGAUUGGGAUGUACAAAAAUCAAUGUUGAAUUAAGUGACAGUGAGUUGCUGUGCUCUAACACCUUGAAUCUGAUCAUUGCGGGGGGCAUCCCUUUGGCCUCUGUCCCCGUCAUCCAGUUUCCAGCGACAGAUGACCUGCACGACUUUGUAUCCUUGGCCGUGACUGUCACUACGGAAUUCACAGUGGCAUUCAUAGGGAGUUCUACAGGACAUAUCAGGAAGGUAACUCUGCAAACAGCCACAGCAGCAGAACUGUAUGACUCAGCCAUCGCAGUGGACCAGGGUCACGCCAUCAGCCAGGAUAUGUUGUUUGACAGUUCCCAAAUGUUCCUGUAUGCCAUGAGUGACAGAAAGGUUGCUAAGAUACCGGUACAGAACUGUCAACAGUACACCACAUGUAAUACUUGUCUGGGAAGCAAGGACCCAUACUGUGGCUGGUGUACUCUGAACCACAGGUGUACAUUGAAAAGUGAGUGCUCUAAUCCAACAGCCAGUCGUUGGCAGAAUGCAGACAACAACAACUGUAUAUCAAUCCUCAAUGUCUCGCCACCAAUGGCCCACGUCUCACAGAACAUCACGCUCUAUUUAACAGUCCAUGGUCUGCCAAGGAAUUUCAAUACUUCAUACAACUGCGUGUUUGACUUCCGUAGCAAAAAUCGCAAAACCGUUCCUGCCCAGCUCAGAAGUUACGGGAUUGAGUGUAGAAAUCCCAGUGUUGACGAUCUUUCACUAAACUUCACUAACACGCUGGGACAUAUCAACAUUACCCUGGGUAUACAGUCAGUGGAGACUGGAAGUGUUAUUGUGUCCAAGCCAUAUUUACUCUACAAAUGCAGCAGCUUCUCCAGUUGUUCAGGGUGUGUGGACAACGUGUACUGGUGUGAUUGGUGCAUCACCAAUAACAAGUGUCAGUACAACACGGAUGACUGCCCCGGGGACCGUGUCAGCAGUCGAAACGGUACUUAUGAACAAAAUGACACCGAGUAUAUUAGUAAUGAAGGCAAAAGAGGGAAGCAGUUUUGCCCCAUGGUGGACGUCCGUCAAACUGGUCUCAUAUUUAUACCAAAGGGUCAGAGAAAAACCAUUAUCAUUCAGGGGAGGAAUUUUCCAGAGCCAGAUAUCUACAGAGGAAGAAUGUUCUUACCAUCAGCUCCCUUAGACAUUCCAGGGACAAGAAUAUCAGACACCGAGUUGCAGUUCCAAACAGAGCAGAUUAAUGAAGACCUACCCAAUGGUUUGUACAAUGCCAACAUGAAUGUGCUGUGGAAGCCUGAAAAAUUCAACAUUGAAAAUGAUGGACUUACUUUGACUAUAUACAGUUGUUUGGGACAGGCCGGGGGAGAUUGUAGUUUUUGUAAAAAUUUGGAACUGACCCAGCCAGCCAUGAACUGUAAAUGGUGUGGAGGCAAGUGUGAUUACCACCAGGGGGACAGUUGUGCAGAAACCAAGUGUCCAGGCCCCAAUGUCACAAAUCUAAAACCGAAAAGUGGACAUUACUUGGGAGGGACUGUUGUUACCAUCACAGGAACCAACCUUGGUGUUAAAUUUACAGAUAUUGAAAACAAAGUCACAGUAGCGGGCAUUGCUUGUAAUGCAACAGCGAAAAAGGAGGAGUAUAGGCCUUCCAAAAGAAUCCAGUGUGUUGCGGGAGGCAGAAGUGGACAGGGAAGUGGGCCUAUCAAAAUAGCAGGAGUCACCCUCCAGAAGUGGAUUUAUUCCUACAAGAUUCCUGAAGUCGGCAGUAUUUCUCCAAAUUUUGCGGCGGAGUCUGGUGGUAGAACCAUAUACCUGAGGGGAAAUAACCUUAACAUUGGGAAUGGCGUCCAGGUGACCAUUGACAACAACACGUGCCUCGUUACCAGUAACCAAGAUUCAGUUAUAUCCUGUGUUGUCCCUGGUGGUGCAGGUGUUGUCAAGGUCAAAGUUCAUAUCGAUGGUAACGUCGUGGAAACAGAGGGCGGUAAUUUUUCCUACGUGGAGGACCCUACUGUGUUGAAUAUUGAUCCUCUGAAGGCCUUUGAAAGCGGCGGAAGAAAGCUGACUGUCGUUGGAAAUAAUUUUGAUGCUAUAGACAGGGCCUACAUGUUUGCUGUUUUCAGCGAUGGAUCUCGUUCCAAAAAUGAGAACUGCACAAUCCAAAACAGCACUAUCAUGCAUUGUCCUUCUCCUGCCCUCAAGACACAAACAACAGCCAUUGACACAGAAGGUGAAGAAACCAUUCGAACCAAGAGGGUGGCCCUAAGACAGAGAGCACAAACGGCGCCAUUCUUCUUGAAACGAAGAAGGAGACAAGCAGUCUCCUAUUCUGCCCAGUUGGGUUUCUAUAUGGACAAUGUGGCUUCAGUCCAGAAUCUCAGUGGAAUUCCAGGUCUUGCAGUCACCCUGUUUUAUUCAAGAGACCCAGUUAUUUAUGAUUUUGAGGAGAGCAAUAAAAUAAAGAUAUACAAUCCAGGCAUCGUUUUGGACAUCAAGGGAAGUCGAUUGGAUGAAGCAGCCAAUAAGGAUGAUGUUAAGGUGUUUGUUGGUGUGGACCAAUGUAAUGUAACCAGUGUGAGCUCAGAAAAUAUAUACUGCACACCGCCCACUAAUCAGCCCCAUUUGCGGGAUGACGGAAAACAACGAACAGAUGGAAUUCCACGAGUGUUUGUUGUGUAUGGUAACCUGGAGAAAGUGGUGGGGUUUCUGAGGUAUAAAGAAUCGGAAGAACCCAACCUAAUGGCGUACAUCGUGCCCGCUGUACUGGGCUUCGCGGGGGUAAUCAUCAUCAUUGUGGUGGUGGUGUGCCUGAAAUACCGCAAGCAACAGAAAAAUGCUGAACGUGAAUACAAGGCCAUACAGGUUCAGCUGGACAAUCUAGAGAGCACUGUCAGAAACGAAUGUAAACAAGCCUUUGCCGAGUUACAGACAGAUAUGACAGACCUCACGACGGAUUUGGAGGGCAGUAAGAAGCCGUACCAUGACUACGACGAGUAUACGUUCAGAGUUCUCUUCCCUGGGAUGAUGGACCACAUCAUACUGCAGCCUGCACAGCAGAGAAACGGGAAUACAGAUAGACACCCUGAUGUAGCCAUUUCUCACUUCCGUCAGCUGCUGAACAACAAGCAGUUCCUUCUGAUGUUUAUUAGAACGCUGGAGAAACAGAAGACAUUCAGCAUAAGAGACAGAGCCAAUGUUGCAUCCUUGUUACUGAUCCUCUUCCAGAAUAACAUGGAGUACAUUACACAAAUUUUGAAAGCAUUACUUAAUGACCUGAUAGAAAAAAGCAUAGAGACCAAACGAACAAAGAUUAUGUUGAGAAGGACGGAGUCGGUGGUGGAGAAGCUGCUGGCUAACUGGCUGUCGCUGUGUAUGUACUGGUAUCUCCGGGAGGAGGCAGGAUCCUCUCUUUACACACUCUAUCAGUCCAUAAAAGUACAGGUGGACAAGGGGCCGGUGGACUGCAUCACCGGCGAGGCCAGGUACUCGCUGUCACAGGACCGACUCCUCCGCACAGAGAAACAGCUGGAGUACAGCAUUCUUACAUUAUUGGUGGAAUUCAAGGACAAGCCCGUGACUAAAUGUCGAGUACUAGACUGUGAUACUAUAACCCAAGCCAAAGAGAAAAUGAUUGACACGUUGUGUCGGAAUAUUCCAUACACACAAAGGCCCAGUGCUGCUGAUCUGGAUCUAGAGUGGACCAAAUCUGGAAAAAUUUUGUGUGAUGAAGAUAGUGCUACACCCAAAAUAGACGGCUGGAAGCAAUUCAAUACCCUGAAGUAUUACCAUGUGGAGGACGGGGCGGAAAUGACACUCCUGGAACACCAAAACUGUCGCACUCUGCCACGGUCACCCAACGGGUCUUUACAUUCCUCAGGAUUUGCUUUCACAGUGAACAGAGAAGCCCAGCCUAUUACCCGCACAGAGAGUGAAGUCGGCUGCAAGUACUGGCAUCUGGUCAAGCAGGACGACUUCAAUACCGGCAUCAAAAUUAGCUCAGAGGUCUUUCUGACUCGCCUUCUAUCUACCAAGGGUACCCUGAAGAAGUACAUAGAUGACUUUUUCACCAUAAUCCUGACAGCCAAUGAGAGCAUUCCGCCAGUCAUCAAGUUUCUGUUUGACUUCCUAGACGAGGCUGCAGAAAGAAACUUUGUGGAACCUGAAGUUGUUUACAACUGGAAGUGCAACAGCGUCCUGUUGCGCUUUUGGGUGAACAUCAUUAAGAACCCCGAGUUUGUGUACGACAUCAACAAGACCAACAUUGUGGAUUCUUGUCUCUCUGUUGUUGCUCAAGCCUUCAUGGACAGUUGCUCAACCUCUGACCAAAACCUAGGAAAGGACUCUCCAUCCAACAAGCUUUUAUUUGCAAAAGACAUCCCCCAGUACAAAUGUUUGGUGGAAAAGUACUUUCAGGACAUCAAGACCAUGCCAGCCGUCAGCGACCAAGACAUCAGUGCCUAUCUCAAUGAAGUCUCCCGGAUGGCUACGGAUCGCUUCACCAAAGAAAAUGCUCUUCAUGAACUCUACAAUUACGUGCACGAGUACAGCAAUGCCAUCAAUGAAAGUUUGGAGGAGGAUCAGACUUCUUCAGCCCAGCAACUUCCUGCCAAACUGGGUCAUGUGAUCACAUCAAUGGAGGGACCCUCAUCUUCAGGUCCAGCCUAUUUGUGACCUUGACCUCUAACCCCAGGGUCAACCAGGCAUUUCAUCCCCAUCAUGUAGACUUGUACUUAGUCAUGUCGGAGUGCAAUAUUUAAUUAUCGUAUAAUCAACAUCUUCCAUAUUAGAUAUGUCAAGGUAGAAAAAUGAGUUCAUCAUUUCAUGUCCUGAUCUAUUUUCGAACAAUUGCUCAUAAUGUGUUCAAGACUGAUUGUUGAUAUUUUUUCAUGUAUUUUUAGGUUACCUGAGUCACGCCGGUGACCUAUUGCUAUUGGUCUAUGUCUGUUGUCGUGUCACGCCGGUGACCUAUUGCUGUUGGUCCAUGUCUGUAGUCGUGCGUCGCUCAUUAUCAAUCCAACAUUUUAAACUUGUUCUUGAUAAGUACCCUCCUUCCCCUUCUUUUCAGAUUUGAUAUGAAGCAUCUCUGGGACAAGGGGGACAUAAAUUGUAAAUUUCAGGAUUCCUCCACCCCUUGGGGCCAUAGGGACAGGGCAAAAAUUGGCCAGUUUUGAAAAAAAAAUCUCUACCACCACACAUCUGCGGGGAAGAAAAUGAAUGUCUUUAUUAUUUUAAAGAAAUUUUCUUUACUUUUGCUGAUACUAUAUCAAAACUAAAUGCAUAAUUAUGAAAAGUACCAAAAUUGUGAAUUUUGCAACCCUAGGUCAUGUCCAAAAUUGUCUUUUAGUGUUGAUAUACAUAUUUUGUCAAGUUUAUCAUCAGUUUGGGCACUUUCGGGGACAUAUGUGUUUUACGAAGACAUCUUUGUUAUACUGCUAUUAAGUAUUAGAAUUUCGCAUGGGUGUGCAGAACAGGAAACUUAUGAUAGAUUUGGAGCUAGUACGUGAUACUUUGAACUAAUACUCAGGUGACCGACAAGGCCUCUUGUUAGUCUCUGUAUUAGAUAGGUCAAUCUUUUGAUUGAUAAUAAUUUUUAUGAUAAACUAAUGGCAGUACUAGUCAAGGAAUAUGUGCUAGAUGUUCACACUCUUAUCAUUUAUACAAGCUGUAUUGUGUUCUGGAUGAUGAUAUUUAAAUAUUUUAUACAAGCCCGUACUCUUUCUUGACCCUGUACAUACAUGUUUAACUCCCCUUAUCCCACCAUCUAGAGUACUGUAAACCAACAUUUAUUCGCGACUCAUGUGGUAAACUUGUUUGCAGCGAGUAAAUUUUCACAAUCUAGCCCAUGACAGACAUUCAAUGACUGGUUCGCAACGAGAAAUAUUUGCGACAAUGAGGUCCUUGCUAAUCUCGUGAAAUUUUCUUGCACACGAAUAAAAGUUGGUUUACAGUAAUAUCUGUAGUAUUCCAAAUUAAUCCCACCUUCCAAAGCAGAACUUGUAGUAUUUGAUACAUUUAAUUUUUAUUUCAUCAACAAUGCAGGAAUAUCAUCUAUGCAAAGAUUUACCACUGCAUAUAUGAAAGCUUAAUGAUGAAGGCCAGGCUUUUGAAACAAAUAUUGAUAUAUUGUAUAACAGUGUGCAUAUAAAAUGCAAUUCUGUGAGUUUGUAGAAUGAUGUACAUAAAAGAGUGUUUCAUCAGGUUAUUUGCUUUAAGUCUUUCAUUUUUAUGGGGAAAAAUUUCCUUGCCAAAAUUAGCGAGCGUAUGCUGUGGGCAGUGAUGUACAACUACAUCUUGAGAGUUAAAUUACAAAUUGUAUGUGUUGUCAACUGAUAGAGAAAAAUAAAGUAGGUAAUGUUAAACAUUCGCAGUGCAGCGGAAUUGAAGUGUGAGUUUUGUGUACGAGUUUUCUUUGGUAUUUUUUCGUUUCUUUUAAUAUGGGAUAGUAUUGCGUAUUGUUAUAUUACAUUUAGUAUGUCAUGUUUUAUCUUAGUGCAUUAUUCAUUAUCAUAGAUAUUUAUAUGUUUUCAUUUUAUACAAAUCAAGUGCAAUAUGGAAGUUUUAUAAUAGUAUUUGAUGGCUAUGCAUUGUAAGCUGUUUGAGUGGAAGUGAAUGAUUGUGUGAAAAGAGUAUUUUUUGAAUCUGAAUCGGUCACUGGACAUUGCAUAAUGUAAAACAAUUUCUGUAGUCCACUGGAGAUACUCUGUUAUAAUGUGAAGUAUUCGUAUACAGAUGAAUAUUGAAUCUACUUUUUUGUUAUACUCAUUGUUUAUAAAACAAACCAUUUGACAUAUGUCAUCAAUCACCUUGAUUAAGGUGCAAAGAGGUCAUGUUUGCCUGGUAGAUAGAACAAAUUAUACAAGAUAUUUUAUUUAAUAAAAUAAUGAUACAAUUUGGAAA
This is a messenger RNA of Ostrea edulis (European flat oyster), 8514 nucleotides long. RefSeq names its product plexin-B-like. The record is from RefSeq and is a predicted model, not a curated record. NCBI's taxonomy places the organism in Eukaryota, Metazoa, Mollusca, Bivalvia, Ostreida, Ostreidae. The transcript is spliced from 35 exons. Gene Ontology annotation, biological process: semaphorin-plexin signaling pathway involved in axon guidance; negative regulation of cell adhesion; regulation of cell migration. Bases 583 to 6288 code for a protein of 1901 amino acids. Gene Ontology annotation, cellular component: semaphorin receptor complex. Gene Ontology annotation, molecular function: semaphorin receptor activity; protein binding.